GACCGAGAGCUUUAGCUGAGAUCAGUUUGUAGCAGGUAGAAACAGUGCGGACCUUUAAGAAAGAGAGUCAUUUCGGAGGUCAGCUUGUAUUUUGCGAAAAAGAAGAGCUCUGUGCGGGGAAACAAUGCAGAAUAACGCGAGCUGUGUUAAGUGAAAAGAUUUUAAGUUACUUUGCUGUACUUUUAUAGAAUUUACCAGUUAUUUGCCAUUAGAAUAUUUCUAAAUAUUGAAAGUGAGCUUGAUACAAGUUGUUCGUAGCGAAUGAAAGGCAGUCAAAGGCUGGAGUUUGGGUAGUCAGUGGAAAGUUCACAGUGGAAAGUUUUUUUUUUUUAAGUUUCAAGGCGUCGGCAUGGCUUUUGCUAAAUUCAGCAAAAUACUAAGACUGACUAAUAACGAUAAAAAGAAAGCAAAGCAAUAUGAACACGUUCGCCGGGACACAAAUCCUAAUGACAUUUGGGAAAUUGUGGGGGAACUCGGCGAUGGAGCUUUCGGGAAAGUUUACAAGGCCAAGAACAAGGAGACGGGGGUGCUGGCCGCCGCCAAAGUGAUCGAUACCAAUAACGAGGAUGAACUGGAGGACUACAUGGUAGAAAUCGACAUCCUGGCGUCCUGCAAUCACCAUUACAUCGUCAAGCUGCUGGACGCUUUCUACCACGAUAACAAGCUAUGGAUCAUGAUAGAGUUCUGUCCCGGGGGAGCUGCGGAUGCCAUCAUGUUAGAGCUGGACCGGGGCCUAACGGAGCCUCAGAUCCGGGUGAUCUGCUGGCAGAUGCUGGAGGCCCUGGACUAUCUGCACGGCAUGAAGAUCAUCCACCGGGACCUGAAGGCUGGCAACAUCCUGCUCACCCUGGAGGGGGACAUCAAACUCGCGGAUUUCGGAGUGUCAGCGAAAAACGCCAAAACCUUGCAAAGAAGAGAUUCCUUCAUCGGAACGCCAUACUGGAUGGCACCUGAGGUGGUGAUGUGUGAGACGAUGAAGGAUUCCCCGUACGACUACAAGGCGGACAUCUGGUCGCUGGGCAUCACGCUGAUCGAGCUGGCGCAGAUUGAGCCGCCCCACCAUGAGCUGAACCCCAUGAGGGUCCUGCUGAAGAUCGCCAAGUCCGAGCCACCCACACUGGAGCAGCCGGCCAAAUGGUCACAGGAAUUCAAGGAUUUCCUGAGAAAGUCUUUGGAAAAGAGCCCAGAGAGUCGGCCCACUGCAGCCCAACUGCUUCAGCACCCCUUCGUGUCCACGGUGAAGACCAACCGGCCGUUGCGUGAGCUGGUGGCCGAAGCGAAGGCAGAAGUCAUGGAGGAAAUCGAAGACAACAGGGAGGAAGCUGAGGAUGACGACACCCCUGCUCCUUGCAAAGAUCCUUCGGAAACCAGUCAAACCAGUCUGGAGGGUGACCGCACCGCCGGCGUGCCCGUCAAACUGCCCAAGGACGGGCCGAAGGCUCCACACCUGGGCGACCUGCCUAACAAGCUCGACAAUAGCCUCCCUGAUGAUGAGAUCGGGAGUGGAGACCCCGACAAACCCGAGAGUGACUCCUCGGAGAAGACCACCAACUCCGACUCGGGGAUCGAGGACGGAAAGAGCACCCCAACAUCUGAGGAGGGCAAAUUGCUGGUACUGCCCGAAGCGGAGCUACCGUCCUCACCAUCGCCCUCCACAGGAGGCAAGGAAGAGUUGCAGGAUACACAGCACCCUUUUGACGAGCCUCAGGCCUACGAGCUACAGCCUCAUCCCGAGCAGGUCCGGAACUCUGGGGGCGGCGGGAUCCUGGAGUACUUGGAUAACAGGCGCAUGCAAGCCAGCAGCCGGAACGGCAAGCGCUACUCGGACACGGGCAGCCUGUCUGAGAAUAUGGACAUGAACCUCAACCUCUCGGGGGACAUUUGCGUUAACAAGGAGAGCGGCUCCAUAUCUGUCAAGAACGGAUUCUCCAGCAAGACUCUGAAACGCACCAGGAAGUAUAUGAUCGACGGCGUGGAGGUCAGCGUGACCACAUCUAAGAUCAUCGGCGACGACGAAAAGAAAGACGAAGAGAUGCGAUUUCUCAGGCGUCAGGAACUGAGAGAGCUCCGUCUCCUACAGAAGGAGGAGCACCGUGCUCAGACCCAACUGAGUGCCAAGCUGCACACGCAGCGAGAUCAGCUGCAGCGUCGCCUCGACCAGGAGAUGCAUGCCAGGAAGAAGUACUAUGACACGGAGCUGGAAAACCUAGAGAGACACCAGAAGCAGACCAUCGAGAAGAUGGAGACGGACCACACAGUGCGCCUGCGGGACGAGACCAAGCGCAUCCGGGGCGAGCAGGACAAGGAGCUGAGCAAGUUCCAUGAGCAACUCAAGCAGAAGAAGAAGGAGGUCAAGCAUGAGGUGGAAAAGCUGCCGCGAAACCAGCGAAAGGAUAGCAUGAAGCAGCGCAUGGCCGAUUUCCAACACUUGAAGGAGACGGAGGAGGAGAAGUUCCUUGCUGGCCAGAAGAACUUCCUGGACACCAUGCUGAAGAGGAUCAUCGUCCAAAACAAGCAGGAGACCUGCGAGACGGAGCGGCAGUGUCUGGACAAGAAGCAAAAUCUCCUCCGAGAUAAGGAAGGAAUCCUCUGGGAAAUGGAGGAACAGAACAUGCAAGAGACAUACCAGCUGAUUAAGCAGCAGCUUAAGGAUCAGUACUUCCUUCAAAGGCACCAGUUACUCAAGAAGCAUGAGAAGGAGCUGGAGCAGAUGCAGUGCUACAACCAUCGCAUGGUGGAGCGUCUGAAAGCCCGACAGCAGCAGGAAAAAGCCCGUCUGCCCAAGAUCCAGAGGAGCGAGGGCAAGACUCGCAUGACCAUGUACAAGAAGAGCCUGCGCAUCGCCCACAGCGGCAACGCCGCCGAGGACCGUGAGAAGAUCAAGCAGUUUUCCCAGCAGGAGGAUAAGCGGCAGAAAGCGGAGAAGCUCCACCAACAGCAGAAGCAUGAGAGCCAGAUGCGCGACAUGUUGGAAGAGUGUGACGGCAACGUGAGGGAGCUACAGCAGCUUCAGAAUGAGAAGUGUCACCUGCUGGUGGAGAACGAGACGAUGAAGCUGAAGGCCUUCGAGGACGAACAUAACCAGCAGCUGAGGGAAUGGAAGGAGCAUCUCAAGUUCAGGAAGAAGGAGCUGGAGGAGGAGCUGAACAAGAGGAAGAGAGAACAGGAACUCUUUUUUAAGACGAGCAUGGACUCUGAAUGCGAGAAUCCCAGCUUGCCCACCAAAGUCGCCAAGUUCCUGCCGUACUCGGAGUGCUCCAACACGUAACAGGCCUGCAGCGGAGGGCGUCACCCCCAGGACCGCCGUUCGAUACAAGGCACAAACAGCCAAGCCUUCGUUGGCCAAACGACUAUUCCCUUUUAAGGAGUUUUUAAUAUUUAUAUUUAUAUAUGUCUGUAUGUUAAGUUUAUUUUAAUUUGCUUUAACGAGUGAUUCUCGGUAUCAUUCAUCCGGAAAAUAUCGGGUCAUCGAAGUUUUAGGUUUACUUUACGGUGCAUGAACUCUUUCGACGCUGUUUAGGAGGAAGCUUAUUUUACGUUUUUAAAUUUUCUUUUUUAAUUCAGAAAACUCUUAUUCUGUUCAUCCUUUUUGACCUUGAGUCUUGAAACCGGUGUGAUAAUUUCCAUGAUGAGAGGAUCAUAUUUAUGAUUUACGUAUUGUUAUAUUUUGAUUUCUUCUUGCGUAACAGCCCACCCUGUCAGACCAGCUCACAGAGGAACCUACAGGAUGUGACCAGAAGUAGGGCAUGUGGUACUGGGACCAAAAUGGGGAAUAUGUACCUCAAGAAUGUUUUGUGGGCGAUUUCUGGAUGCCUUUAUAGGAGCCCUCUUGCAAGAUUACCCCAUUUGCCUUUUUAUUUCUAAAAAACUUGGUGUUUCUCCACUGAGUGCAUCACUGUAAAUCUUCCUAUUAUGUGCCUUAGUUUGACACAAAAAAAUGUUCUGAGGGCCAAAUGAAAAAUGAUUGGUUCAGAGAAAUAACUAAUCAGAUUGUAGAGGUGGUAGGUCCACGCAGUUAAAGGAGACAGGACCAUCCAAUCACAUUUCUUGGUCCCGCCUCCUCUAAUUGCUUGGUCCCACCUCCUCCGCAAUCUGAUUUAAAGAGAGAACCAAUGAGUUAUUUUUUUUUGUUCUGCCCUUACCAAUUUUGUCUGCAAGUAAAACUCUUAACAAACCCAUGAGUGUGAUGGGAGUGUUAUAGCCAAAAAUAGUAAUGCAAAAAAACAUAUCUAUUUUUUAAUAACCAUAGAGGGGCCCUCUUUCUUAAAAUAAGUAACCCACAAAGAGAGCUUUGUUUACAUGUUCAAGGUCACCGAACCAGAAUCUGCGCAUUUUCCUGAAACGUGCACCGUAAAAUGUUUUUGUUUGUUUUCAAAUUUAGCACUGCAAAUAUUUACAACAGAGCUGUCUAAAUUAAAAUAAUUCCACUUUGUUUGCUGGCUAAACAACCCUAGUGUUGCUUUUUCCAGCUACAAGCAGGUCAAUUGCACAGACACUGAAGUUUUAUUUCACCAGUUUCUGUUUCGAAGUGGAAAAUAUACUCGUAGCUAAUUUUUCCACCAAGGCAUGUCCCCCCCCCCCCCCUCAUGAUAAUUAAGAAAUAAAUCUAUAUAAUCAUCUUGAGAAUGCUCGAUAAAAUAUAUUAAUAUAUCUGCUAUGUAAAAGGGAUUUUACUGUAACUGACUUUGAACACUGGAUUGGUGGAUUGGCAUUGUAAAGGUACCCACAGGAGCCAAGUUUGAUACUGUUAAAUAUGACUUAGGGUAUUUAAAUACAAAUAAAGUUUAUUUGAAGGACGUUUGGGAUUAUACUCACAAUUGAUUUGUGCAUUUUUAAGUUAAUUGAUAUUUUAUUGUAUUAUUGCACUGCCGAAUAACAGAAGUGCAAUAUGCUGUUUUCUCAGUAAUAAAUUAAAAUUCUACCAGUUA
Molecule: messenger RNA, 4928 nt
Organism: Brienomyrus brachyistius
Lineage: Eukaryota; Metazoa; Chordata; Actinopteri; Osteoglossiformes; Mormyridae
Gene: stk10
Product: serine/threonine kinase 10
Exons: 19
Coding region: 350-3268 (972 amino acids)
Biological process (GO): protein phosphorylation
Molecular function (GO): protein serine/threonine kinase activity; ATP binding
Source: RefSeq, a predicted model, not a curated record